This is a messenger RNA of Engraulis encrasicolus (European anchovy), 3049 nucleotides long. RefSeq names its product alpha-2-macroglobulin-like. The record is from RefSeq and is a predicted model, not a curated record. Gene Ontology annotation, cellular component: extracellular region. Gene Ontology annotation, molecular function: endopeptidase inhibitor activity. Lineage: Eukaryota; Metazoa; Chordata; Actinopteri; Clupeiformes; Engraulidae. The coding region runs from base 140 to 2914 and encodes 924 amino acids. The transcript is spliced from 23 exons.
ACUGAGGCCAGGCAAACCCACGUACAGCUCCCUGGCCAUCAGUCCAGUCAGUGGCACUCUCCCCUGUGACACAGAGACCCCCAUCCCAGUCACGUACACCUUCUCUGGGGAGACCUUCAACAGCCACUCCCUGGACAUCAUGUUUAUGGUUUUCGCUAAAGGAGAGAUUGUCCAGCAUGGUGUCAUGCAGGUUCCAGUGACCAGUGGGCAGCUGGUCAUCAAAGGACAAGAGUCCUUCAAGUUAUCUGUGCAGCCAGAGAUGGCGCCCUCUGUGCAUGUGAUGGUGUACUGCAUCUUACCCAGUAAAACAAUUCUGGCUAAAAGCAGACAGUUCUCCACUGAGAGGUGUUUCAGAAACAAGGUGUCAGUGCAGUUCUCGCCCCCUACAGCCGUCCCAGGGGAGAGGGGCUCUCUGCAGCUGUCUGCCCAGCCGGGCUCUCUCUGUGGCCUCAGCACCGUGGACCAGAGCGUCUUCAUCCUGGCACCCGGGAAACAGCUUGAUGCUCAAAAGGUGUUUGCAUUAUUACCGACAUUGGACUCAAAAAUUGAUGAUGCUGUUGAGGACUUAAAGUGUGCAAGGGUCAGGGCAAGUGUCAUGUAUCCGCAUGAUGGCCCUCCUGCUGUUCUUAAGAGAUUGGGACUGAAGGCCAUAACCAAUAUGGAUCUGAAGGGCCCUCGGUGCGAAUUACUCUUUCAUGACGCACCAGGACGAAAGAUAUCCAGGGGGCGCCCUGCUGGAGCUGCCAGUGAAGAUGCAAGCGUGACGGUCCGCACAGUCUUCCCUGAAACAUGGCUCUGGACCCUGGAGGAGGUGGGAGAGUCUGGGAACACACAGGUCCCUGUCACUGUCCCCGACACCAUCACCAGCUGGGAGACGGAGGCCUUCUGCCUGCACCCCCAGGGCUUUGGUCUCGCCCCCCCAGUCCAGCUCACCGUUUUCCAGCCCUUCUUCCUGGAGCUGUCCCUGCCAUACUCCAUCAUCCGUGGAGAGACCUUCCAGCUCAAAGCCACCGUCUUCAACUACCUCCCCAAGUGCAUCAUGGUUACGGUGACUCCAAACCCCUCAUCAGACUUCAGUCUGAGCCCCUCUGCUGAUGGCCAGUACUCCUCCUGUCUGUGUGCCAACGGCAGGAAGACCUUCAGCUGGACACUGGUGCCCUCCACGCUCGGAUUGAUGAACAUUACUGUGGCUGCAGAGGCUACCUCCUCCCAGAUCCUGUGUGGCAAUGAGUUGGUGACAGUGCCUGAGAGGGGCCGCAUUGACAUAGUCACACGCCCUCUGCUGGUCAAGGCUGAAGGAACAGAGAAAACGGAGAGUUUCAACUGGCUCCUAUGUCCAAAGGGGGGCGCUCUAUCAGAGGAAGUGGAGCUGAAACUACCAGCAGAUGUCAUCAAGGGAUCGGCACGCGCUUCCAUCUCUGUGCUGGGAGACAUCUUGGGUCGCGCCCUAAAGAACAUGGAGGGUCUCCUGAAGAUGCCGUAUGGCUGUGGAGAGCAGAACAUGGCCAUCCUGUCCCCAAACAUCUACAUCCUGCAGUACCUGCACAACACUGGCCGGCUCACCACAGACAUCAGAGAGAAGGCCACCAACUUCCUCAAGAGUGGAUACCAGCGACAGCUGAACUACAGACACCGUGAUGGGGGCUACAGCACGUUUGGCAAAGGAGACGGGAACACAUGGCUAACUGCGUUUGUGAUGAGAUCUUUUGGAAAAGCCAAGUCCUUCACCUACAUUGACCCAGAGGUUCUAAAAUCUGCUGAGACUUGGCUCAGGAAUAGACUCAGGCCGUCCGGAGUUUUCCAUAUGCAAGGGGAUCUCUUCAACAACCGGAUGAAGGGAGGAGUAAAUAGUGACAUCACCAUUACUGCUUACAUCACAGCAUCAAUGCUGGAACUGGACAUACCUGUACCCGAGACCACCAUGAGUUUCCUGAAGUCGUCCGUUAGUGAUCUGUCCAACAUGUACUCCACUGCCCUGCUGGCCUACACCUUCAGUCUGGCAGGAGAAGAAGAGAUCAGAGCUCAGCUGCUCAAACACCUGGACACUGUAGCGACCUCUAGUGGCGGCACUGUGCUACAUUGGUCUCCAUCCUCCUCAGAGCUGCCUGAUUCCCUGGCGGUGGAGACCAGCUCUUAUGUGCUGUUAGCCGUCCUCACCAAACCCACGCUGACCACUGCAGACCUGGGUGACGCCAGCAGGAUCGUCAGCUGGCUGGUGAAGCAGCAGAAUCCAUACGGAGGCUUUACUUCCACACAGGACACAGUGGUGGCACUGCAGGCUCUGGCCUUGUAUGCCACUGCGGUCUUCAGCCCACAAGACUCCAGCACUGUCACAGUGCAGGCACCAGGUGGCGCCAAACAGCAGUUUGAGGUGAACCAGCUCAAUGCCCUGCUGUACCAGGAGGGGGCGUUGCUGGAGCUUCCUGGGAAGUACAGCAUAGAGGCCAAGGGCUCCGCUUGCACCUCUAUUGGGGUGGCUCUUUUCUACAACAUCCCAACUCCCAGUGACAAGACCACCUUGGCUGUCACAGCUCAGGCCAAGCCGCGGACUGAGGGAGAGUGCAACAAGGCCACAGCACAGAUCCUCAAUGUGGAGAUCACCGUCCUUUACCAUGGCGCCCAGGAGAGCACCAACAUGGCCAUUGUUGAUGUCACCAUGCUCUCUGGCUUCACUCCUGACCCCGCCUCGCUCGAACUGCUCAAGGGCAUCAAAUGGGUGGACAGAGUGGAGAAGAAAGACGACCACGUUCUGAUCUACCUGUCCCAGGUCCAGAAGGGUUCACCUGCCGUCUACAAACUGGCCGUCCAACAGGAUGUCCCAGUGAGCAACCUGCAGCCAGCCCUGGUCAAGGUGUACGACUACUACCAGCCCAGUGACCAAUCCGAGGCUGAGUACUCAUACCCCUGCGCAUAAGAUGGUGUCCUGACCAUGUGUGUUUCUGUGUUUGUCAAUUUGCAAUUAACAGUUUCUUUAUUUCAACACUGAGUCUGUUUAUACGCAGUUCAGUAUCCCGAAUAGAAGGCACAUCCCAGUUAUGAUCAUAUUUGG